AUGGCAGUACAAGAUCAACGCGGGAGCAGGGCAAAGCGUUCAAACUUCCGAGAGGUGACGCCCCUGGCGAGGAUAAUCCUCGUUGCCGGCUUCGAGGCCUUCAAUCUACAACUCUACAACCAAGUGGCCAAUGAGCUGAGUGAGGUGUGUCCCGAGCUUGAGCUGGUUGUUUUUACGGACAGAGAUAUCGCGGAAAACUCGCCUAGAGUCGCCGCCGCCCUGGAGACGGCGGACGCUUUUUUCGCCAGCCUGGUCUUCGACUACGACAACGUGAAGUUCCUGAAAGACAGGAUAGACCGCAUCCCCAUCCGGUUGGUGUUUGAGUCGGCCCUCGAACUCAUGUCCAGCACCAGUAUCGGCGAGUUCUCCAUGGCACAGUCUGGGAAAGGCCCCGGAGGCCCCCCCGCACCGGUGAAAGCCCUGCUCUCGAAGUUCGGUAGCGGGAAGGAGGAAGACAGGCUGGCGGGCUACCUGAAGCUCCUCAAAGUUGGGCCGAGUCUCCUCAAGUUCGUGCCGGGCAAGAAGGCGAAGGACCUCCGCUCGUGGCUCGAGAUCUACUCGUACUGGAACCAGGGCGGGAUCGAGAACGUUCUGAGCAUGUUCCUGACCCUAGGUGACCGGUACCUUCUCCCGCCGGGAACCGCUCCCGCCCCAGGAGAACUCAAGGAAACGCCUGUUCUGGGACUCUUCCACCCUUCCGCGGGACGGUAUUUCUCGAACCCCAGGGAGUACAUGAAGUGGUACGAGGGGGAGCAAGAGAGGGUGGCUGCUGCUGCUAAGGCGGCGGCGGCGACGGGGGUGGUCAUGAGGGGCCACAAGGUCGCGCCCGCGGGGUCUCCGCGCGUGGCGGUGUUGCUUUACCGGAAGCACGUCAUCACCAAGCAGGGGUACAUCUCCCAGAUGAUAAGGAUCAUGGAAAAGGGCGGCUUGAUACCGGUGCCGAUCUUCAUUAACGGGGUGGAAGCUCACACUGUGGUGCGAGACCUUUUGACCUCUUCCGAAGAGCAGCGGCAACGAGCACAAGGCGUUCUCGACAUCGACAGCCUCUCUCCCGACUGUGUAGAGAUCGAUGCGGUGGUGAACACGAUUGGUUUCCCUUUGGUGGGAGGCCCUGCCGGAAGUAUGGAGGCCGGGAGGAGGGUGGACGUGGCGACCAACCUGCUCUCGACCAAGGAUGUGCCGUACGUGGUGGCGGCGCCGCUUCUCAUCCAGGACCUCGUCGGCUGGCGAAGAGACGGCGUUCAGGGAUUGCAGCAGGUGGUGCUCUACUCCCUGCCAGAACUAGACGGAGCGAUAGACACGGUUGUGUUGGGGGGGCUUGUCGGCGACACGAUCGGCCUCAUUCCGGAGCGCGUCCGCAAGAUGAACGACCGCAUCAAGGGGUGGGUCAACCUCCGUCGAACUCCAGCUGGAGACAGGAAGGUGGCCGUCCUCGUCUACGGCUUUCCACCAAACGUGGGGGCGGUUGGGACAGCAGCCUUGCUGAACGUGCCCGCAUCACUGGAAAAGGUGCUGAAGGAGAUGAAGGCAAAGGGCUACGACCUUGGCGAGGCCGGCGACAACAUCGACGGCGAGGCUCUCGUCGCGGCGCUGAAGGUGAUUUCCCAGGACUCGGUAGUAGCCAAGGGUUUCGACAACCUCCAGAAGGCGGUCGACCACGCCGGGUCUCUGGGGGACGACAAUUCCUACCGCAUCGCUAACCCGGCGGGCCUGGGCGGUGCUUCGGUGGCGGGAGAAGGGAUACCGGCCAUCGACCUCGACCAAUUAUUGAGCAAGAGCAUGACGCAGAAAAUCGAGGUCAACUGGGGCGAGAUGUCCAGAUAUCGCGGGGUUAGCACGAGCGGAAAGGGAGAUUUGGUGGUCGGAGGUCUCCAGCUAGGCAACGUCUUCAUCGGGGUGCAGCCGCUGCUAGGGCUCGAGGGGGACCCGAUGCGCCUGAUGUUUGAGAGGGAUUUGACGCCUCACCCCCAGUACGCGGCAUUCUACGAGUGGGUCAGGGGGGACCAGGGCUUCGGCGCGCAGGCCGUCGUCCACCUGGGCAUGCACGGUACGGUGGAAUGGCUCCCGGGCUCACCCUUAGGCAACACGCGUGGCACAUGGCCUGACGCUCUCCUUGGGGACGCAGGGGGUACGGGACCAUCAUCAGCCACAACGACGCGGAGGUUGUUCAUGGAAUACGCGCGCGAGCUGUCGGAGUACCUCCAGACUCUGGAGCAGAGGCUGUUCAGCGAGGGCCUGCACACUCUUGGACACGCCCCCGCCGCUGCUGAGACGGAGCAGUACUUGGCGGCGUACUUCGGCGAUGACCUUCCGCCGGACGUUGUCCAUGCCGUCUCGCACUUGCCGGCCGGAGCCAGCGCACAGUCGGCCGCUGCGACCGUUCGAGCCCUAGACCCGCGAUACGCGGGGGUUACAGCUGUGGACAGUGGGAAGGUCGACGUCCUCACAAGGCUCGAGAAACCGGCCGACUUGGAGGGGGAUGGCAAGGGGAAGAACGAUCGGCGGGAGGAGGAGAUAGCGCACGAACAGCUGCUGUUUGGGAUGGAGUACUUCCGGUGGGGGUGGCUGCGGUUCCUCCGCCAGCUCGGGAACAAGCAGGCCGCGGACGACAUCAACAAGGAGCUCGAUGCGAUGAACGAAAUAGGACGGGAUCAACAGGGGAUGGCCGUCUCCUCAUCGCCACCGCCGCCGCCGGGGGAAAGUGCCACAAGCGUGUCGGCUGCUGAGGCGGCGGAAAGCGAAGGGGUCGCGGGGGAGGGCGGUGUGUUUGGGCUCAGCCGGCGAGUGGCGGAGGCGUUGGACAUCAAGGGGCUGCUGGAGCAGAACACUGACGAAGUCGACAAUCUGUUGAGGGCGCUGGAGGGGUCGUACAUCAAGCCGGGAGUCGGGGGUGACCUCCUCCGAGAUGGCGCGGGAGUUCUCCCCACCGGUCGAAACAUGCACGCUUUGGAUCCGUACCGCAUGCCGUCGCCAGCGGCAUGGAUUCGCGGAUCGGAAGCAGCGAGGCUCAUCCUCGAGGCGCACGUGGCGGACACCGGAGACUUCCCCGAAACGGUGGCGGUGAUGAUCGACACGAGACCUCUCUGCUCUCGCUCGCUUCUUACCUACCAUAUCAUUUUUCUCUUUUUGUUGCCUCUCGUGUGUGUCUGGGGGGCGGGGGGCGGGGGGCUCCCUGUCAGGUGGGGGCUCGAUGCUAUCAAGACUCGAGGAGAGAGCGUUGCCAUAGCGCUCGCACUUGUCGGCGCGAGGCCGGUCAAGGAGGCCACGGGUCGCGUUGUCAAGUACGAGCUGGUGCCUCUCUCAGAGCUGAAGCGGCCUCGAAUCGACGUCCUCGCGAGCUUGUCCGGGAUAUUCAGAGACAGCUUCGCCAACGUCGUUGACCUCCUGGACGACCUCUUUGAGACGGCGGCGGCCGCGGACGAGCCGAUCGAGAUGAACUUUAUCCGCAAGCACACGCUGGAGCUGGCCACCCAGGGGGUAGAGCGACCCGCGGCCAGACUGUUCAGCAAUCCUGCCGGAGAUUUCGGGUCAAUGGUCAACGAAAGGGUUGGGACCGGAGACUGGGAGGACGGCGAUGCCCUUGGCCAGACGUGGCAAGAUCGAAACGCCUUCUCCUACGGCAGAGGCGGGGAGCGGGGACAGGCGCGACCUGAGGUUUUACAGAGUCUGCUGGGAAGCACGGAACGCAUCGUCCAAGAGGUCGACUCGGUGGAGUACGGGCUCACGGACAUCCAGGAGUACUACGCUAACACGGGUGCGCUCAAGAAGGCCGCCGAGAGCCGGCAAGCCAAGGACGCCGACCCUGAUGGGCAGCAGCCGGCGAGGAGAGUGGGCGUGAGUAUCGUGGAGGCCUACGGGAAGGAGGUUGCCCCGAGGGAGCUGGAGGCUACGCUGAGGAUCGAGUACCGGAGCAAGCUCCUGAAUCCAAAGUGGGCGGAGGCUAUGUCCAACCAGGGCAGCGGAGGGGCGUACGAAAUUUCUCAGCGAAUGACGGCGCUCAUUGGCUGGUCCGGAACCAGCGGGUUCACGGAUGAGUGGGUCUACGACGGUGCGGCUGACACGUAUGCCCUCGAUGACGACAUGGCGGCAAAGCUAAGGAAGGCCAACCCGGAAGCUUACCAGAACAUUCUCAAGCGCAUGCUGGAGGCGAAGGGGAGGGGCUUCUGGUCGCCAGAGGACCACGUAUUGGAGCGCAUCCAGCAGCAGUACGCGGACGUCGAAGAUGACAUCGAGCUCGGAACAGGAGGGUUCCUCGACAUGCAAGGCCAGCAACAAUCGGACGCGAACCGAUCGGCCAAGCAAGCCGUGGAAUCCCCACAACGGGCAUGACUUACCCCCCCGCGGCGCGCCCGCGGCUCCGGUUAUAGUAGCCAGGCAUGCCGCUAGACGCCACUAUACAACCGCCUGUCAUGGUGACGAGUUACCGCAAUGUGUUCCUUGACGGUUUUUGUCGUUGUAAGUUGCUGUGCGUUGAUUGGGCCGGGGUGGAUGGGUUUGUGGGUGGUGGGUGGUGCAUCGCAUGACCACCACCGCCACGCAUCCUUGACCCUUACGCGUACCGUUACAGUGUAGUAUGAUAGCUUCUUCUCGAGGUAACGUCGAUCCUGGCCAGCCGUUUGUAUCUAUCAAGAGUGUUGAAUUGCGGUGAAGCUGGGUACAUUUUGGCGGCACGAGGUGGUUAAUCCAAGUGCGACAUCCUUGUAUUAUUGCGUUAUGUUUUCGAUCGAGUCACUCUAAAUAGCGCCCACACCUAGGUUGAAAGCGCUGCGUUUCGGGCCUGCGCUGGGUGCAGAGGUGUGAAUCAAGUGGCAACUUUAGCGCGUGUGUGUGUAUUGCAGCGACUCACUUCACUUGCUUGUUGCGCUUGCUCGUGGCUCCACUUUCAUAGUGUGUGCUUUCUAGAGUACGAGAACCAGGCGGGCUUGCUUUUUUUGCGAACCAGGCAGCAACGAAACCGGUUACACUUGUUCUUCUCGGUGGCAUGGGAGACAUGCGUAUGUGUGUAUGGUUGACAGAAAAGAUAGAUGUGUGUACGUUGAGAGAUGUUCAAAUAUAUUUCCGGCUGUAAAACAGUGAACAAGUCGUCGCCAGUAGUGAUGCGCUGCUGCGGCCAAGGACAUGUGUGCCACUGAUCUGUUGUGUGAAGUUUUCUACGGAGUAUGAUAAGUAUGUGAUUGCCUUUUGGUUGGGGGCUUUACAUUUUUUUCCGGUAUGUGGUCUGGUUCCUUACUAUUUCAUAUGCAUUGAAUUGUGUACCCUUUAUGGGUAGUUGGCCUGGGACCACGGGAGGCGUCCGAGUGAGUUGGACCACCAGUAGUACGGA
Ectocarpus siliculosus is the source of this 5323-nucleotide messenger RNA. NCBI's taxonomy places the organism in Eukaryota, Phaeophyceae, Ectocarpales, Ectocarpaceae. The record is from the annotation of a GenBank genome assembly.